Molecule: messenger RNA, 2210 nt
Organism: Pristis pectinata (smalltooth sawfish)
Lineage: Eukaryota; Metazoa; Chordata; Chondrichthyes; Rhinopristiformes; Pristidae
Exons: 6
Coding region: 206-1495 (429 amino acids)
Source: RefSeq, a predicted model, not a curated record
CUGAGGGAAGUGGGUGUGUGUCCCAGCUCAGCCCCAGCCCUUCCCCGGGCGGCGAUUGGCUGGGACCGGGCGGGGCCGGGGAUAAGUUCCCGGGGAGUGCGCUCCCUCCUCACUGACGGCGAGAUCCCUGGGAGCGGACACAGAGGUCGUGCUCACCCCAGCGGCCGGCGCCUCCACCGUGGACAGCCCGUGUUCCUUUGCAAGGAUGAAAGUGUUGGUUCUCACCUGUUGCCUCCUGGCCUUGGCCAUGGCUGCCCCGGUGCGGAAAGCCAGAGACUUGAGCAGUGGCAGUAGCGAGCGAUACUCUCGUUUCUUUCAACCAUUUUACCCACCUUAUUUCCCCUUCCCUCCAUUCUUCAAUAGACCUCCCUUCUACCAACCAUUCCCCAGAUAUCCUCCCUUCCCUGGUUUCAACUAUCCAGGCUUUGCAAACAUACCUGUAUUUAAUGGUUUUGAAAGACGUGCCAUCCCUGGAGCAUCAAAAGUAAGAGGUAACAAUGUGGAAGAAAGUGCCCCACAGGAAUUCUCCUUGAUCAAUGGAGCCAGCAUCAGCUCUGAAGUUUCCCUUGAGGACACCAGCAGUAUUGAGGAUAAUGAUUACAGGCUAUCCCUUGUGAAUGUGCCACACGACCUGCCAGAUUACGGGGACCCUCGGGUGUCAGAUUACGGGCACCCUCGGGUGCCAGAUUACGGGCACCCUCGAGUACCAGAUUACGGGCACCCUCGGGUGCCAGAUUACGGGGACCCUAGGGUGCCGGAUUAUGAUGGUGCUGUAACACCAGAUGAAGAGCUCCCUGGGGUGCCAGAUUAUGAGGUGCCUUUCGGACCAGGAGUUGAUACAGAUGUGGAUAUUGGGUUUGAUCAACAAAGCUCCAGGGACACAGCAAAUGAGGGAUCUAAUACGGAGGAGCCCACUGGUGUUCUACCGUACUCUGACUCCUCACAGAAUUUAGAUUCACUUGGAUUAACCCAGGAAGAUAAUCAAAUGACCAGAGACAGUAAUGAGGGUGCUGGCCACCAUGAAGCAGUCAAUGAACCCACUGAACAAGACCUCAAUCACGGAGAAACCCUGAAUACCCAGGAAUUUGUGGAUCAGCAAGGGUCCAGUGAAGACUUGACUGAGGAAUCCCAAACCGAUGAGACACAGAAUGUUGAUGCCAACCCAAUGGACACAGAGCUUACCGCCCUUGCCAAUGAAGAUGACAGUUAUGAAGAUGACAGUUAUGAAGAUGACAGUUAUGAAGAUGACGCUGAUAUUGGUUUCAUUGACAAUAAUCACAAUUACAAUGGUGACGUUGAAUCCGAAUUCAACGGCGCAGAUUCCAAUCAGAGAACCUCAUCAGAUUCGGAUGAGACUGACCUCGAUGCUGGUGAAAUCGAGUUCAAUGACAACGAUGGCAAUGCAGAGGAUUCCAGUGAGGAUGUCACCAACAUAAGCAAUGUUGAAGAUGACAGUGUACUCGGUGAGAACAGUGAAACCAACUUUUCCAUCUGAGGUGCUGAUGGACUGCGCAGAAGAUGUUGGAUUAAAGUGAUUCUUCGAACCCUGCACAGUCUUUGAACAGUGAAAAUGCUACUGAUAACAGUGAAGGUGUCAGUUUCAUCAUUGGAGAUGUUAAACUUGCAAAUUAUGGACUUUUUGCUUAACUAAACACUUUAUUUGGGUGUAAAGGUUUUCUGACAUUAUAUAGAAUACAUAUUUCACACUUUUGGCCAAAUCAUCAGGGAUCUUUUCCCAAAGCUGUUGAUACAUCUAGAAGAAUCUAAACAACUGUUUACUUUAAAGCAAUCUCUUUUCAAUAUUUGUUCUUGGUGUGUGGGCAUUGAUGGCAAGAUCCAUAUUAUCUGCCCGUCCCAAAUUAUCAUUGAGAAGGUGCUGCCUUUGGGAGGGGAGUCCCAGUUACUCUGAAGGGACACAGAUGUAUUUCCAAGCCAGGAUGGCAUACAACUUGGAGUGUAAUGGUGUUCCUGUGACCCAGUUGCCUCUGUCCUCCUUUGGUCUUUAGUGGUUGAGGUUAAGGUCCGGGAGGUGCUGCAUCUACAUUCCUUUGGCAGGUCCCUUUCAGGAAGUUCCAACACUGAGUCAUCAAAGAAAACCGACACUAAGGGAUCUAAACAUCUGUAUUAGACACAGCGAUGAUGCAUUUACCUGUACAUGUUUCUAUUUUAUUUAUAUGUAUAUGUGAGAGAUAAAGGGUUUUAAGCAGUCA